AUGGUCCCACCUCGAUCCCGAUCGAUAGCACCACCGCUUUGUGCGCAGCCGCUUGCGAUGUUGCAUCGAGAACAUCGACUUGACCUGACUGUAGCAGUUCUUGCCAAAUCCGCAAAAUUAGAGGGAGAGACGGGGCACCGUGUCCAGGGUGGGUCAAAGGUGAACAUGACCUACGCGCUCGAUGGACUCUGUGGUCGUCCAAAAUCGUUUCAUUCGCUUAUGUCACCUUCGGAACAUCCUGAUUCAUCACAUCUCGCGGAAACUUUGCAACAGAAUGUACAAAAAUUAGGAACACCUUCAACAAGAGGGAUCCCAACCUUGAGGAUUUUUUCUAACACAGCCUUCAAGAAGAAAAUAAUGCAGAUCAAGGCAGAAAUAGCAGAAAUGUUUCUAAUAAUCUCGUGCCACAGUCUGUAUUUGCAUAAAUGA
Messenger RNA from Necator americanus (New World hookworm), 429 nucleotides. RefSeq lists its product as uncharacterized. The record is from RefSeq and is a predicted model, not a curated record. The transcript has 5 exons. Bases 1 to 429 code for a protein of 142 amino acids. NCBI's taxonomy places the organism in Eukaryota, Metazoa, Nematoda, Chromadorea, Rhabditida, Ancylostomatidae.